AUGAAUCGUAUAACUAGUCUGUCUGCAAGCCUACAGCUUGUCGCUCAUUUCAGUGUCUUACUCAUCCGAAUAGUCUGUCUACCAGAUGGCUGUCGGAAAUUUGUAUCCCGAGCGUCUUUCGUCAAAUGUAUGGCGCUGUUUGUUGUGGUAUUCAGUGUUUUAUACAAUGUGCCUCACUGUUUUGAGGCAGUUGUUCUAGAAUGUUGGCACUCUCAUUUCGAAAGCCGUUCACUUGAAGUUUGCCCAGAUCCAUUCAGUUACAUGCUCAUUUAUUACAAAUACAUGUACUCAAUAUUCUUGGCCGUCGGCCCACUGGUUGUAUUGGUGGCUCUUAAUUUAUGCAUUAUUGGUGCUUCAGUAAUUCUCAAAAAAGGUGGUGGUGGUUCAGGCGGCGACACCAUUGCUCUGGUCAGUUUGUUCUGCUUCCAAAAACAACAUUUCAAAAGCCUGGCAAGAUGA
This is a messenger RNA of Gongylonema pulchrum, 459 nucleotides long. The record is from the annotation of a GenBank genome assembly. Lineage: Eukaryota; Metazoa; Nematoda; Chromadorea; Rhabditida; Gongylonematidae.